Molecule: messenger RNA, 449 nt
Organism: Habropoda laboriosa
Lineage: Eukaryota; Metazoa; Arthropoda; Insecta; Hymenoptera; Apidae
Product: putative peroxiredoxin sll1621
Exons: 2
Coding region: 147-449 (100 amino acids)
Biological process (GO): cellular response to oxidative stress; hydrogen peroxide catabolic process; cell redox homeostasis
Cellular component (GO): peroxisome; cytoplasm; mitochondrion
Molecular function (GO): thioredoxin peroxidase activity
Source: RefSeq, a predicted model, not a curated record
UACGUCCCUGGUUGUUCCAGGGUUCAUCUGAGAGGAUUCAUUGAAAAGUAGUCUCUUUGUUUCUUUGUUCUCAGUUUCAGAUUGAAUUUUUAAUAUGUUUUAACGUGUACUUUGGUAUUUCUUGUUCAACGAAAUGAUCCAGGUCAAUGGACCUAAGGUUCCUGGGCUUUCAGGAGAUAAUCUGCGUGGCUGUAAAUGAUCCAUUUGUGAUGUCCGCUUGGGGAAACGCCAAGGGAGCGAGCGACAAGGUGAGAAUGCUGGCAGAUCCAAUGGGAUUGUACACCAGAGCCAUUGGAAUGGGUGUGGAAAUACCAGAACUAGGAGGAACUAGGAGCAGAAGGUACUCUAUGGCCACUGUGAACGGUGUUGUGAAAGAAUUGUUCAUAGAUGCGCCUAACGUGAAACUCAUGUGCCUGCAAACAGAUGGUGUCCCUACUUAUUGUACUUAA